GUAAGUCUGUGAGGCCUAAGGGACUUCAGGAAGAGCGGGCGGCGGGUCGGGACGCUCCGGCGCCACUAUGGAUCGGAGGAAAAAGCCUCUGGACGUUGCAGCCUCUUCGUUAGUAGAUCUUAAGGCUGAACUUUUCCGAAAACAAGAAGAAUUCAAACAGGAGAAACUUCGAAAAGAUUCUGGAGUUUUGGGAAAACCAAAAACAACUCAUAAGAAGCCCAGUGUCUGGAACAAGCAGAACACAGGAGUUUCUGGGAGAGCUGAGAAGGAUGCUGAGCAGAAGCUUGAGGAACAGAAGACCCUGGACAAAGCAAGGGAGAAAUUGGAAGAAAAAGCCAAGUUAUAUGAAAAAAUGACUAAAGGAGACUUUAUAGACGAAGAAGUGGAAGAUAUGUAUCUUGUGGAUUUCACACAGAAGAUCAUAGACAAACGCAAAGAAAUGGAGGCACUGGGUGCCAAUAAAGAGUCUCAAAACGCGAGAGAAAGGGACGAUGAUGAAGAAACUCUUACUGAAAGCGAAAUACCUCCUCCCCAAGACCCCGGAGAAGAGUGGGUGGAUUAUGUGGACUCGUUAGGCCGAUCCCGGCGCUGUAUGAGAAAGGAUUUGCCAGAUCUGCUGGAGAUGGAUAAGAAUCUUCAGGGGAGACUUUUCAUCAGUCCUGCUAAUGAAAAAACCUUAUUAUCUGAAGAUAUGAGAAAAGAACUUCAGCGCCAGCAAUGGGAAGAAGAAGAAAGGGAGGCUCUGAGAAGGCCAGUGGGGCCCAUUCAUUAUGAAGAUAUUCGGGAAAAUGAGGCCCGGCAACUUGGUGUUGGAUAUUUUGCCUUUGCCCGAGACAAAGAGUUGAGAAACAAGCAAAUGAAGACGUUAGAGAUGCUGCGUGAACAGACAACAGAUCAGAGAACAAAACGAGAAAACAUAAAAGAAAAGCGAAAGGCUAUAUUAGAAGCAAGACUUGCUAAACUUCGACAGAAAAAGAUGAAGAAAUCCAAAGAAGAUGGAGAAGAAGAAAACAGAGAUGGAGAUGUUACUGAACCCUUGAUCCUGGAACCAGAGCCUGGGCCGCCUACACAUCCUGCUACCCAGAGUAGCAAAGUAGAAGUCAUUGUCCAGGAGAGGAAGGACACCAAGCCCGGAGUGCCCCACGUGCGGGAGUGGGACCGUGGAAAAGAUUUUUCCUUUGGAUACUGGUCGAAGAGGCAGUCAGAGCUCCGGGCUGAGAGGGAUCCUGAGUUUGCCCCACCUUCAGAUUACUUUGCGGGUCAGAAGAGGACUGGUUCUCUCAGCGGCCAGAUGUGGAACAGACCUGGAGUAGCACCGAGCGACACUUGGCAGCACUCUGGCCCAAGCCAGGAGCCCAGCUCUUCACAGACAGGCUCCACUCCUGCCCCCACAGGCCCACCACAACCCCCAACGGUCACAUUCCAAUCUCUGGAUGAUAUGAUAUCAUAUUAUAAACAAGUGACAUGAGCUUACAUAGGCUUGUGACUUGGUUUAUACUGGUGAUGGUGCUUUCCUUUCCCAAAAGGGGAGAGAUGCCUCUGGGACCCAACUGUGUCUUUGUCCUUCCCCUAGAAGGCAUAGACUUGAGGUUGGGCUUACCAGCCAGGAGGGAAGUGAAUGGUCCUGUGGGAAUUCUUUGGCCAUUGGUGGUUUCUUUACUUCUCAUUGUCCUUGAGUCGUACUCAUCCUGGUUGACAUGUAGUUCACAUGUGACAGAGUAGCAGUAGUCUCUAAAAGUUCAUAAAGAGAAGCAUAUAACCCUAUCAGUUUCAUACCAACUCCCCUGACAUAGAUUUUAGGGUUCCUUCCCAUUCAUGUUACAAAUGUUGACAUGAAGGUUUCCUUAUUCCAAGAAUUCAGCUUCCUGGUCAGUUGAUGGAACAUAGCUCAGGAGAAAUUUUUGUCUGUCAAACAUUGGCAAAUGAGGUACACUGGAUGAGAGACACAGUGACUUAGUAUCUAAGAGGACACUGAUGGUGAUAAGAUAUUAAACAAUCAUAUUUGAAAGGAUAAGAAAACCCAGAGAGAAGCACUUCCAUAAUCCAGAAAGGUAGAAAUUGUAGGUAUUACUUAGUUGUACUGUCACAACAUCCUAUUAUCUAUACUCCCAUGCACAGUGGGCUCUCAGCUGAGCUAUAUGUGAGGCUGCCAGGCCUGGUCAGAAACUGGUUCCAGUAAAGCUUUUGAGCUUGUGCUAUCUCCUUGUCAACCCUGCUUGAGGUCUUUAUUUUUGUGAGCCUGAUUUCUGAUCUAAUUUAAAUCAGACUUGGGCCUGUGUAGAGUGGAGCAGGGUGGUCCUACAUCAUUCUAAAUCCAGGGAGGUGGAUGUUAAGGACUUGAGAAGGAUGGCAAUGUGUGUGGGUACCACCCUCUCCUGUGGCUAUACCCAAGAGUCUCCCCUUUACAGCUGUAGACAAGAAGUAGAGAUGGUUGUCAGGCCCACAGCCAACUCCCAGGCCAGUGAGUCCUGGAAGCAUGUGAUAGCACAGUCUUUGAAGUGCUCUGAAGGAAUGGGAAGAUGAGGAGUGAGGGAAGAUGAGCUGUGAGGGAGGAAGGCCUCCAUGAUGCUGUUUCCAUUCCCAUUACACUGCUUCGUCAGUGUACCGCCCAGUCUUGGAGUGGAUCAAAUUCCUUUUGAAGUGGCAGAUGCGGGAAUUAAUCAUGUUUGUGUCCAACCUCCAGACUCAUUUUUUCUCCCCUAACUUGUCACCAUCUUGCCUGAGGUUCAAGCAGUCUUAGACAGAAAUGCUGAAUGCUUAUAGUUAGUUCUGAAGUCCAUAGCAAAGACAAUUGGCAGUCCUUUAAAUGGUUAUUAUAUCAGCCUAAUCAGGCAACUACCUGGUGUAAUAAACACACGUUAAAACCAAUUAACCAGCUGUUUUUGUUUUGCAGAAAUUGACACGAUGAUCCAGUAAUUCACAUGGAAAUAUAAGGGACCCAAAAUAGCCAAAGCAGU
This is a messenger RNA of Lepus europaeus (European hare), 2957 nucleotides long. RefSeq names its product coiled-coil domain containing 174 (gene CCDC174). The transcript has 11 exons. The coding region runs from base 68 to 1468 and encodes 466 amino acids. The record is from RefSeq and is a predicted model, not a curated record. Gene Ontology annotation, cellular component: nucleus. Lineage: Eukaryota; Metazoa; Chordata; Mammalia; Lagomorpha; Leporidae.